Molecule: messenger RNA, 855 nt
Organism: Liolophura sinensis
Lineage: Eukaryota; Metazoa; Mollusca; Polyplacophora; Chitonida; Chitonidae
Product: histidine-rich glycoprotein-like
Exons: 1
Coding region: 1-855 (284 amino acids)
Source: RefSeq, a predicted model, not a curated record
AUGAAGGUGACAGCAUUUGCCGUUAUUGUAGGGCUGGUAGGACCAUGUUUGGCUCUAAGGAUACCAAGUAAAGAGAUUUUAACUGAUGGAGAAAAUAUGCCAACAAUCGACCAUCCAGAAAAGGACCCCAGUAGUCACGCUUUCUUCCCGCAGGAUCUCGAUUCUCAUCACCAAGACGAUCCUUUGACAGAUCCAUAUGGCGAAUACUACCCUGAUCAUCGUAACACCUACGAGCAACAACCGCGCGAACCCUUCCUCGAGCGCAAUUCGGAUCAGCAGGACUCGCACAGGCCUUACCCGUACGAUGAUAAUUCUAACGGUUACCACGGGAGCUACCCGUACAAACAGCAUGCUUAUAAUGACUACAACUCCGAUCAUAGCUACCCGUACAAACAGCAUGCUUAUAAUGACUACAACUCCGAUCAUCGCUACCCGUACGACCAUUAUCCUAACAACGAGUACAACUUCGAGCAUCAUGACCCGUACAAUCAUUAUCCUUACAACGUGUACUAUUCGGGUCAGCGUUACCCUUACGGCCAUUAUCCUUACAACGUGUACAACUUCGAUCAUCAUGAUCCGUACCACCAUUAUCCUUACAACGUGUACUACUCGGGUCACCGUUACUCAUACGGCCAUUAUCCUUACAACGUGUACAACUUCGAUCAUCAUGACCCGUACGACCUUUAUCCUUACAACCUUUACUACUCGGAUCAUCGUUACCCGUUCGAACAUCUCCCUGAUGAUUACAAAAACCUCGAUUAUUAUCAACAUCACUACGGGCAUAAAAAGACUUACUGGUGCCCGUGUCAAAAUCUGCACCGUAAUGGAGAUACCGACACAACCGAGGAAAAUUAA